CAGUCAAUCAAAUCGUGGUUUUCAUUCGCUUUAGUUCUUUUUUUUUUUUCUCAAGGAGAUGUGGUGGUCGUGGCAGUGUGAAUGGAUGAAUAGUAUGUGGUAUUGGUGGUGUUGAGGGAUGGGUUGCAUUGUUUGUAAGAGAGUAGCGGGAGAUGGCCGGGAACGUUCCGGUGUAUCAGAAGAUGGCCGGGAACGUUCCGGUGUAUCAGAAGAUGGUCAAGUCAAGGCUGAAGAACAACCUGCCGAUGCCUCUAACACUGCCACUGUUAACGACUCUAGGAUUAGGAAGGAAGGUGUGCGAAGAGGGAGAGAAAGGAUCCACCGCCACCGGACCGGAGAUUUUGCUCCGCCGCCGCUGCAGCAGCAGCCGGAGCUGCGUAAGCCUAAGUCUAAUCAUAAACCGAAACCAAAGCCGAAUACGAAUCCGGCUCUGAGAAAUGAGCAAGGAUGGCCCUCUUGGCUCUCCGCCGUCGCCGGUGAGGCCAUCAAGGGUUGGACCCCUCGACGCGCCGAUACGUUCGAGAAGCUCGAUAAGAUUGGCCAAGGAACUUAUAGCAAUGUAUAUAAAGCUAGAGAUCUCAUUUCCGGGAAGAUCGUCGCUUUGAAGAAAGUUCGGUUUGAUAAUCUGGAACCAGAGAGCGUCAAAUUCAUGGCCAGAGAGAUUCUCGUUCUGAGAAGGCUUGAGCAUCCCAAUGUCGUUAAGCUGGAAGGUCUGGUUACUUCCAGGAUGUCUUGCAGUCUCUAUUUGGUUUUCGAGUAUAUGGAACAUGAUCUUGCGGGGCUAGCAGCUUGCCCUGGGAUCAAAUUCACGGAGCCACAGGUCAAAUGCUACAUGAAGCAAUUAUUAUCUGGUCUUGAGCAUUGUCACAAUCAAGGUGUCUUGCAUCGUGAUAUCAAGGGUUCAAACCUACUUCUUGACAAUGAAGGAGUUCUUAAAUUAGCUGAUUUUGGACUGGCUGCUUUUUAUGGUCUGGACCAUCGGCAACCAAUGACUAGUAGAGUUGUUACCCUUUGGUACCGGCCCCCUGAGCUUCUUCUAGGGGCAACUUAUUAUGGUGUUGGUGUUGAUCUUUGGAGUGCUGGCUGCAUUUUUGCUGAAUUACUUGCUGGGAAGCCAAUAAUGCCAGGACGGACAGAGGUGGAACAGCUGCAUAAGAUUUUUAAGUUAUGUGGCUCUCCAUCAGAGGAAUAUUGGAAGAAAUCCAAGCUGCCACAUGCAACUAUUUUUAAGCCACAACAACCAUAUCGACGGUGUUUAGCUGAAACUUAUAAUGAUUUUCCACCUUCUGCAUUAUCUCUGAUUGAAACUCUUCUCUCGAUUGAUCCAGAUGAACGAGGCACUGCCACUGUUGCUCUGAAUAGUGAUGUGAGUGGUCCAAUUUCCUUGUUCUUCACCACGGAACCUUAUGCUUGUGAACCAUCAAUCUUACCAAAGUAUCCUCCAACUAAAGAAAUGGAUAUGAAAUUAAGGGAUGAAGCAACCAGAAGGCAAAGGGGACUGAAUGGUAAAGCAAAUGCUGCUGGUGGAGCAAAGAGAGCUCGAGUUCGUGAUCAAGGUGGCCGAGCUGUACCAGCACCAGAAGCAAAUGCUGAGCUUCAAGUGAACUUGGAUAGACGGAGGUUAAUAGUGCAAGCAAAUGCUAAGAGCAAGAGCGAGAAAUUUCCACCUCCUCAUCAAGAUGGAGCUGUUGGGUACCCAUUGGAUACAUCACAUGAUGCAACAGUAUCAUUUGUUGCUCAUGAUACUUCGUUUGCCUCGUCAGUUUUUUACCCAAAGGCCGCAGGUGUACCAUUUUCAGGUCCCCAGAGAAAACCUGACGUUGCUGGAGUACCUUUUGGCAGGAAAACCAAAGUGCCCCAGGUGGCAACAUCUAGGAUGUUUGUCCGAGCAUUCAAGCCAUCAAUAGGGCUCUCUAUGGAUCUUAGGAAUAAGGGUAAAGAACGAGUUUCAGAAGUUUUUGGUACUGGAAAAUAGAGG
This is a messenger RNA of Telopea speciosissima, 1978 nucleotides long. Its product is annotated as probable serine/threonine-protein kinase At1g54610. Gene Ontology annotation, molecular function: RNA polymerase II CTD heptapeptide repeat kinase activity; ATP binding; cyclin-dependent protein serine/threonine kinase activity. Lineage: Eukaryota; Viridiplantae; Streptophyta; Magnoliopsida; Proteales; Proteaceae. Gene Ontology annotation, biological process: positive regulation of transcription elongation by RNA polymerase II; protein phosphorylation. Gene Ontology annotation, cellular component: cyclin-dependent protein kinase holoenzyme complex; nucleus. The record is from RefSeq and is a predicted model, not a curated record. The transcript has 7 exons. The coding region runs from base 119 to 1975 and encodes 618 amino acids.